CGAAGACGGAAAUUCAAUCAAGUAGCCAAAGCCAUCAAAUGUUUCAAACAUUAUUAGAUUUCAAAUUAUUAGUUUUCCCGGAUUUUCUUUUCCCUAGCGCGGCACGUGCCAUGACACGUCCGUUUGACAUUUCGGAUGAGCCAAAUUUUAUGAAGUAUCAGCAAAAGAAUGUAUUAUCUCGAGUCCUAACUUCGCCCAGUCUGGCAAGCGAUACCGGUACCCCGUCGGGAAUGGCACGGAUAGCGGAGGACAGUGAUUUCGAAGCACUGAAACAGCUGGUGGAUGAUCACGAGGGGUGGACGCUGGAGCUUUCGAAAUCCGACACACAGGUGUACACGCGUCCGGUGGCCGGAUGCAACUUCAACAUGGUGAAAAUUCACACCGAGUUUGCUGAUGUAACGGCGGAUAUCCUGUUCGACGUGCUGCACGAUCCGGAUUACCGGAAAGUCUGGGACUCACACAUGUUGGCGAGUGAGGAGAUUGGCAUUCUUAACGUGAACAAUGACGUCGGAUACUAUGCAAUGUCCUGCCCUCCCCCGCUGAAACCCAGAGAUUUCGUCCUGCAGAGGUCUUGGCUGGACACCGGUCCCCUCGGAGAGCAAAUGCUUCUAUCCCGUUCGGUGCCGCAUAAACUGUAUCCUCCCAAAAAAGGAUACGUUAGGGCAAUGUCCUACAUUACUGGGUUCGUGCUGAGAACCAACGAAAACUCAAAGACUGGCUGCAUACUGAAAUAUGUGGCGCACUGUGAUCCCCAGGGAACGCUUCCUCCGUGGCUGGUGAACAAAGUAACGCACACCCUGGGCCCUCGGAUGGUAAAGGACCUGAAGAAAGCGGCAUUGGGCUACAUAGGCUGGAAGCAGACCCAACCGCAUCUGCGGAAACCGUGGCGCUUCCCGGAGGAGAUCAGCGGACCGAGAAUAUCGAUAGAAGACUGUUUGGACACAGUUGUAGUGCCGGUUCCUCGCAUGCUUCCACAAACUCCAACCACGCAGCCAACGGCCAACGGAAAAGUAACGACAGGGCAAGUAGUGAGGUCUCCCAAAGUGAUGACGCCAACCACACCGCAAAACAUUCCAAGUACAAUUGCCAGUAGCUCGAGCAACGUAAACGGUAAAAAAGAAGAAAAGAAAGAGAGGAAAUUCUUCGAACGGAAAGCGAAAGCAGACACCAAAUUGAAUGCAAGCAAUACAAACGGAUGCAGUAGCCCAAACAUGAGCAAUAAGAAGGAAGAGAAAAAAGUCAAAAAAGAAAGCAAAGACGAUAGCAGUGUGAAGGAGAAAAACAAAGUCGACGGCGGACUCAAAAAGCGAAGAUCCUUGCUGAGCUUGAAGUUUUAGAUAGUUAUUAUAAUCCAAUUCUUUAGCUAUGCGAUACUGAAAAAGGAACGUCUGCGCACACGAGGUGUGUAAAAUGACUAGUGAACGAGAUGUAUGACUCUGUUUUGAACGAUUCAGAUGGUUACAAUUUUACCAGUACACACAAAUCAAUCAUAUCAAGAAAUAGAAAUACCGUCUGAUAUGUUUUACCAUUCGUGAAAACGUCAACUUAACCGUUUUUAUGCAAACCGUACCUAAAACCAGCUGAAAAAUAAAUCCGUUUACGGCUUAUUCGCGUUCGCAUAGAAUUGUCUUUAAAAUAAUUUUCCGAAUCGUAAAAAAUGCGAUUACUCUUGUGCAUAGCAAAUGUGUAUAUAAAACUGUUAUCAGAAACUAUUUGUUAGUGUUGAAAUAUAUAGUUGAUGUAGUAUUCAGAAAUUGAGAAACAACUUCCAUUUUUUACAUUUUUUAUCAAUACGAGAUAUCUGUUUCAACAGACAGUUUAACAUAA
This is a messenger RNA of Aedes albopictus (Asian tiger mosquito), 1827 nucleotides long. Its product is annotated as START domain-containing protein 10-like. NCBI's taxonomy places the organism in Eukaryota, Metazoa, Arthropoda, Insecta, Diptera, Culicidae. The record is from RefSeq and is a predicted model, not a curated record. The transcript is spliced from 5 exons. Gene Ontology annotation, molecular function: lipid binding. Bases 39 to 1337 code for a protein of 432 amino acids.